Messenger RNA from Trematomus bernacchii (emerald rockcod), 1701 nucleotides. RefSeq names its product ubiquitin-like modifier activating enzyme 5 (gene uba5). Bases 147 to 1361 code for a protein of 404 amino acids. Gene Ontology annotation, biological process: protein ufmylation. The transcript is spliced from 12 exons. NCBI's taxonomy places the organism in Eukaryota, Metazoa, Chordata, Actinopteri, Perciformes, Nototheniidae. The record is from RefSeq and is a predicted model, not a curated record. Gene Ontology annotation, molecular function: UFM1 activating enzyme activity. Gene Ontology annotation, cellular component: cytoplasm; cytosol.
AUUUACGGGAGCACGCAGUCUGAUUUCAGUUGUGAAGACGUGUACUUUCCGAGCAGAUUAUCUUAUAGACAGUCAGUUUACUUCUUAUAUUACUGAAAAUACAUCCUAUAUUUCCUUCGCUUUGUUACGGGACAUUUGUUACCGCAAUGGCGACUGUGGAGGAGCUGAAGCUGCGCGUGAGGGAGCUGGAGAAUGAAUUAAUAAAGUGUAAGCAGAAACAGAGUGCCAUGGAUAAUGCUCACAACCAGGAGCAACACAGACCCAAGAUUGACAAGAUGAGUUCAGAAGUGGUGGAUUCAAACCCAUACAGUCGUCUGAUGGCUUUGAAGAGGAUGGGCAUCGUGAAGGAUUAUGAGAAAAUCCGGACCUUCACAGUGGCAGUGGUUGGUGUCGGGGGGGUGGGCAGUGUGACAGCUGAAAUGCUCACCAGAUGUGGCAUCGGUAAGCUGAUCCUCUUUGACUACGAUAAAGUGGAGCUGGCCAACAUGAACAGACUGUUCUUCCAGCCUCACCAGGCCGGCCUCAGUAAGGUGGAAGCAGCAGAACACACGCUCAGGAACAUCAACCCAGACGUGUCAUUCGAGACCCACAACUAUAAUAUCACCACAAUGGAUAAUUUUGCACAUUUCAUGGAGCGCAUCAGUUUUGGAGGGCUGGAAGAAGGGAAGCCGGUGGAUUUGAUCCUGAGCUGCGUGGACAACUUUGAGGCUAGAAUGGCGAUAAAUACAGCCUGUAAUGAACUGGGUCAGAUCUGGAUGGAGUCGGGGGUGAGUGAGAAUGCCGUGUCGGGACACAUCCAGCUCAUCAUCCCUGGAGAGACGGCGUGUUUCGCUUGCGCUCCUCCUCUGAUUGUGGCCACAAACAUCGAUGAGAAGACCCUAAAGAGAGAGGGUGUGUGUGCCGCCAGCUUACCCACAACCAUGGGUGUGGUCGCAGGCAUCCUGGUGCAAAAUGUCCUCAAGUAUCUGUUGAAGUUUGGAACUGUCAGUCAUUAUCUCGGCUACAACGCCAUGAAGGACUUCUUCCCCACCAUGGCCAUGAAAGCCAACCCUCAGUGUAACGACCGCUACUGCAGGAUACAACAGGAGGAGUACAAGAAGAAAGAAGCCGAGCGGCCUAAAGUUGAAGUUGUAGAAGAAGAAGAGGAGGAGAUCGUACACGAGGACAAUGACUGGGGCAUUGAAGUAGUGUCAGAGGUGACUGAUAUGGAGUUGGAGGCGGCAUCAGGCGUUGUGCCCGACCUCCCAGAAGGCAUCACUGUGGCGUACACCAUUCCAGCUGAGAAUACAGCCAGUGGGGAGACAGUGGGGGAGACUGAGCAGAGCCUAGAAGAGCUGAUGGCUCAGAUGAGAAAGCUGUGAGCAAAAAUCUGCGGAAACGUUUCUGUUAUUCUGAUACAACAUGCCUUUUUUCAUGUGUCUAUUCCUUUCUUUGUUUCUAAAACAAGCAUCCCAUGAAAACAGCAUUAAUGACUAACUAUGGAUCUAAUUCUUCUAACUGCUAAAGAACGGAACUGCAUGAAAGUGCUUCAAAUGACAUGAAGGGAGUCUUAAAUGUCGUUAAACCUAGGAUAAUAUCACAAUGUGUAUUUUCUACGGUUUUGAUGAAUGGAUGAGUGUCUCUACCUGUGAUGUCAUUCACUCAGCUUUAAGUAAAUCAACAUGUUUAGUCUCAAUAAAGUAUUUAUUAGAUGGAAUACAA